Sander lucioperca (pikeperch) is the source of this 923-nucleotide messenger RNA. RefSeq names its product neoverrucotoxin subunit alpha-like. Lineage: Eukaryota; Metazoa; Chordata; Actinopteri; Perciformes; Percidae. The record is from RefSeq and is a predicted model, not a curated record. The transcript is spliced from 3 exons. Gene Ontology annotation, molecular function: protein binding. Bases 16 to 894 code for a protein of 292 amino acids.
ACAUCAAACAAAAACAUGGCUCCACGUGUUGACAGAGGGUUCCUGUGUGUUGUUAUGUGUGUUUUCAGUCUGUCAGGCUGUCUGAUGUCAGAGGAAGGCUGUUCUUCUCUGGUCUCAGCUCUGAGCUCCAACCCCUCCCAUCUGAGAGAGCUGGACCUGAGCUACAAUCAUCCAGGAGACUCAGGAGUGAAGCUACUGUCUGAGGGAUUGAAGGAUCCUCUCUGGAGACUGGACACUCUCAGGGUGGAGCCUGCUGGAGUCAGAUGGUUGACACCAGGUCUGAGGAAGUAUUCCUGUCAACUCACAGUCGACACGAACACAGUGCACAGAUACCUCAAACUCUCUGACAACAACAGGAAGGUGACAUUAGUGAAGGAGGAUCAGCCAUAUCCUGAUCAUCCAGAGAGGUUUGACUCCUGGGAACAGCUGCUGUGUAGAGAUGGUCUGACUGGUCGCUGUUACUGGGAGGUCGAGGUGAGAGGAUCUGUUGAAAUAUCAGUGAGUUACAGAGGAAUCAGGAGGAGAGGAGGCAGAGAUGACUGUGUGUUUGGAUGUAAUGAUCAGUCCUGGAGUCUGAUCUGCUCUGGUGGUCGUUACUCUGUCAGUCACAAUGACAGAAGAACAUCCAUCUCCUCCUUCCCUGAACUUGAUCUCCACGGGUACUCAUUCCACCACCACCUCUUCUUCUCUGAUAGAGUAGCAGUGUAUGUGGACGUUCCUGCUGGCUCUCUGUCCUUCUACUCAGUCUCCUCUGACUCACUGAUCCACCUCCACACCUUCAACACCACAUUCACUCAGCCUCUCUAUCCUGGGUUUGGGUUCAAUUAUUCUGGUGUCUCUGUGUCCCGUGGAGGACGGAGAUUCUCCUCCUGUUUCUCACUGCUGAACAGUUGAGUCUGUACAGGAUCACCCUCACAGAAACA